This is a messenger RNA of Pelmatolapia mariae (spotted tilapia), 3440 nucleotides long. RefSeq names its product ankyrin repeat and SOCS box containing 6 (gene asb6). Gene Ontology annotation, molecular function: protein binding. Bases 169 to 1479 code for a protein of 436 amino acids. The transcript is spliced from 7 exons. Gene Ontology annotation, biological process: intracellular signal transduction. Lineage: Eukaryota; Metazoa; Chordata; Actinopteri; Cichliformes; Cichlidae. The record is from RefSeq and is a predicted model, not a curated record.
CACCGUCGGACCGAUGCUGGCGUGAGGAAAGCUUCCUGUUUUGAAGGGAGUCUGCUCUGAGUGACUUUCCUCUCUUUUAAAAGUAAUUUCGCUAAGACAUUUAUUUAUAAUUUAGCAGGUCAAGAAGUGAUACAUUUGGAGCUAAUCUAGGAUCGCCGAGGCAGAGCCAUGCCUUUCCUCCAUGGAUUUCGCAGGAUAAUUUAUGAGUAUCAGCCGCUGGUAGAUGCUGUCAUGUGUGUUAUUGGACUGGAAGAACGAGAUGACAUUGGCGAGGAAAGGAGUUCUGAGGAAGAAUCCGCAAUUUCUAGGUCUCUGGUGGAGCUUCUGGAGCAAGAAUCCCAGUCAGAGGUGUUUGUGGAGGGGAUCAGCUAUGCCCUGUUCAAAAUGGCAGAGCGGGGUCUGGUGCAGCCAGCAAAAAUCCUCCUACGCUACGGAGCUGAUCUCAACUUUGAAGACCCAGUUUCAUACUACAAUCCACUACACAUAGCAGUUUUGAGGAACAGGCCAAACAUGGUGAAGCUGCUGGCCGGGCAGGGAGCAGACAUUGAAAAGAGGGACAGAAUCCAUGAGAGCAGUCCCUUGGACCUUGCCAGUGAGGAGUCAGAGAGACUGCCCUGCCUGCUCGCCUUGCUGGACCUGGGUGCUGAUGUGAAUGCAAGGGAUAAACACGGGAAAACACCUUUGCUCCAUGCCUUGGCGAGCAGCGAUGGAAUCACCGUGCACAACACGGAGAACAUCCAGCUGCUACUUGAGAGAGGUGCUGACGUUCGUGCUGCGACUGUAGACGGUGAAACAGUCGAGUCGUCGUUGGUGUUUCUGGUGAAGGAGGCGCUGGAGGCUUCGGUGGAGGAUGCUGCUCAGAUUGGUAACUUCUGCCUGAAAACCACACAGCUACUGCUGGCUCACGGCGUGGACCCCAGCUGCUGUCUGAAUGAGGAUGGCGAGCCCUCCCUGACGCAGACGAGCCUGGAGUACUUUGACCUGCUCUUCCCCUUGGCUGUGCUCUUAAUUCAGAGCGGCGCGUCUUUGGUUUGCUCCAAUCACAGUGACUCCUGUUGGUCAGGUUAUAGCCUUCUUUUCCAGAGGCUCCAAACAGCCCUGCAGCAGUGCUCUGAUCAAACUCACGCAGCCGAGCUCUUGGAGCAGGCAGAGAUGUUGCUCGACCUGGUAAAGGUUCACAACCCCACGCUGCAUCUCUCUUGCGGGCUGCAGCUCCCCAUGCCUGGUCAGGAGUCUCACCUGUACGCUCAGGCUCUACUAAACCUGCACAAGCACGUAGCAGAGCGUGAAGCAAGCCCCCCUGCUCUGCGAUGCCUCUGUAGGGCAUUUAUAAGGAACCGCCUGAAGCCCUGGCCACUGGAAGACAGAGUCAAAGCCUUACCACUACCAGACAGACUCAAAUACUUUCUUCUUCCCGAGCACACGUACACUCCAAAGUCUGGCUGGGACUGCUUCAAGCCCCAGCAGAGCCAGCGCUGACGGUAUAAACUGCUUACUACUAUUUGUGUUGCUUAAAAUCUGAAGUGAAAGACUGAACAAACUCUGUAAUAAUUUGUGUAAAAUAUUUGAGGAUGUGAUAAGUGAAGCGAAGUCUAACAUAUCAUUGAGGCCUUUGUUUAAUUUCCAAAUCUGUGUUGCCUGUGCCAAAUUUACAGACAAAAUUGUGUAUAUGUUUACUUUACAAAUACAACAUUGUAAGUACAGAUUAGUCUUUGAGUUGUCACUGCCACGGUGAAAUGCUGUAGAGGUGAAACAUAUAGACACGUUUAUUUAAAAAAAAAAAAAAAAAAAAAAAAAAAAAAUGCAGCACAAUAUGAAAGCCACCAGAUGGCAGUGUUGCUCCUGCAUUUUCAAAGGUAGCUCAGACUUUGGAAGACUUAACUAUUCACAGUGCAACCUAUUGAAGUUGUUCCCGCACAGUAGGGUCCAUCUAUAUUUUAGAUCCUCAACGUGACAGUGAUAUACUGUAGAAUUUGUGUAACUUCAAGCUUAAUAUGAAGAUCUAAUGACAACAAUAAUAACAAUUAAAAAAAAAACUUCCACCAGCUGUGACCUCAUUGCUUUGUGUAGCAGUUUUUGUUUUGCGUUUGUUUACACGUUAGUGCUUAUAAUUUCCCAGGUAGUGGCAGUGCAGUGCUGAAUGUGACUGACAGUGUACCGGUAAAUAACAGGAUAAUUGGUGGUACACGUUUUCCUCAUGGAUGCGCUCAAACCGCAAGCAUCAUUCGAGUGGUUGCUAAAAUAAGGCACAGCAGAAGGAGCGCGCCCCUAGACGUGUAUGUGACAUAAUGUAGCUUUGGUGGCUGCUGAGGUGGAAAGUUUUACCUGGCUUUUUUUUUUGUUGUUGUUGUUGUUGUUGUUUUUUAAUGCUUAUGGUUAAAUUCUGAUGAUUUGAGGGCCCAGUAUACUCCCCUUUACACUCUCGCACUUGUGCUAAACCCGUUCUUUCCACCCAUGGCUUUGGUAACAGGCAAACAGUCUGUAAAGAAGCAAGCGAUGAUGGUACAGGGAACCGUUGCUUACAUAUGUGUAUGCAUCCAUGCGUGUGUGUGAGUAGCAAACUAAAUAGGACAUUGUGUUAUACAACUAACCCCUUCCUGACAUUGCUGAAGCUGGAGUGGCUCCAAGGCUUGCAGGCGCUCCAGCUCCUCUUGGUUAUCUAGGUCACAGCCUCUGAGGAGAAGAGCCGCAGCAGCAGCAGCAGCCCUGCAUGACACACGCUUCACUCUCCUGUCUGUCUGAAUCUCCCUGCACACUCUUGACAAAACCUCAACACUGGCCCUGGUCGAAUGAGGGGAAGAGUGGGAGGGAGAUGCAGGAGGCAGAACAGUGGAGGGAAAAAAAAAAGACAUUAAAGAUACAGAGACGCCAUAUGUGGAAUGGUUGUGAGAGCGGUCGUCAUGGAGGACACAUGGAAAUGGUAAUAUUGGGCUGAAUUUACACUAUACACUGGCAGCAGGAACAUAAUCCACCCGACCAAAAAUGACAACAGUGGGGGGAGUUUAAAAAAGAAAAAGGAACAGGCUUCUUCCAUAGAGUCCAAUCCUUUUGCUUGUAGAAGGUGAUAGAAUAGAGAUAGUAGGGGGCGGGGAGGGAGAGGGCUAAGGCAGCAUUCUCCAUCCAGCAUUUAUUGGAAAACGGUGCGAGUGAAGCUCUGUACUGAAAUUAGUUAUUGAUCUAUUCUCUCCCUGAAGCCCAUGGGUCUUUCCCCACCACACCUGCUCAUUCUCUCAUAGCCUUCUUUCACCACGGCUCAUUAUAUCCUUCAACCUCUGCUGCGAACUGCUGCGUGUUUUUGCUUGUUUUGUAGUUCCUUUAUUCACUUCAGACCACUCUGUCUGAGAGACAAGAGCUUCCAAAACAAUUCUACAGAGUUCAAUAUCAGAACGGAUUUAUGAGGGGCAGGUGCCAUUAGAGCUGCAUGUUUUAUAAAUGAAAAA